This is a messenger RNA of Hemibagrus wyckioides, 3048 nucleotides long. It is a transcript of the gene stam2, whose product is annotated as signal transducing adaptor molecule (SH3 domain and ITAM motif) 2. Gene Ontology annotation, cellular component: endocytic vesicle. The transcript has 14 exons. NCBI's taxonomy places the organism in Eukaryota, Metazoa, Chordata, Actinopteri, Siluriformes, Bagridae. Bases 142 to 1659 code for a protein of 505 amino acids. Gene Ontology annotation, biological process: signal transduction. Gene Ontology annotation, molecular function: phosphatidylinositol binding; ubiquitin binding. The record is from RefSeq and is a predicted model, not a curated record.
AGGCAGUAUGAGGGCAGCUCGUUAAGUUUACGGAAGAGUAAAUGUUGCAGUGAAUUUGAUGGAUGAGAGAAAUACUGUUUGUUAUCGAUAGAGCUCGAAAUACAUUUUUUAAUAAGGUUUCAGAAAGGAAACGGAAUCAAGAUGCCGUUAUUUGGGCAAAAUCCUUUCGAUCAGGAUGUCGAAAAAGUAACUAAUGAAAACAACACAACAGAGGACUGGAGCCUCAUUAUGGAUAUUUGUGAUCGAGUUGGGACAACACCAAACGGUGCAAAGGAUUGUCUCAAGUCAAUCAUGAAGCGAGUCAACCACAAGGUUCCUCAUGUGGCUAUGCAAGCACUAACAUUGCUUGGUGCUUGUGUUGCAAACAGUGGAAAAAUCUUCCAUCUAGAAAUCUGUUCCAGAGAGUUUGCCAGCGAAGUACGAAGCAUUCUGAAUAAAUUGCACCCUAAAGUGAGCGAGAAGCUCAAAGGCCUGAUGGUGGAUUGGGCGGAAGAGUUCCAGAAAGAUCCACAACUCAGCCUCAUCAGUGCCACCAUCAAAUCUCUGAAGGAAGAAGGAGUGACGUUCCCAUCCACAUCCUCCAAGACUAGCAAGUCCAGCAGCACCACUGCCACCAACCGAGCACCUGACGAUGAUGACCUUGCCAAAGCCAUUGAGCUAUCUUUGCAAGAACAAAAGCAGCAAGCCGAAACUCGACCACUUUUUCUGACACCUGACCCUCCUUUCAAUACUAAUGGCGGUAAAGAAAGUCGUAAAGUGCGUGCUCUCUAUGACUUUGAAGCCGCUGAGGACAACGAACUCACCUUUAAGGCUGGGGAGGUUGUCCUUGUUCUGGAUGACAGUGAUCCAAACUGGUGGAAAGGAGAGAAUCAUAGAGGAGUAGGAUUGUUUCCAUCUAACUUUGUCACAACCAACCUAAACGCAGAUCCCGAACCAGUCACUUAUGUAGAAAACACACCAGUUCCUGAGGAGCCCACGGUAGAAGUUAAAGCAGAGCCAGAACCAGUGAAUAUUGAUGAGGAAAAGAUGGACAGAACUUUGUAUUUACUCCAGAACACAGACCCGGCUGACUCUAAACCUGACAGUUCUGAGCUGAUUACGUUGGAAGCUGAAUGUGCACAGAUGAAUCCACUGAUCGAUGAAAAAUUACAGGAGAUUGAUAGGAAGCACUCAGAGUUGUCUGAGCUGAAUGUGAAGGUGCUAGAAGCUCUGGAGCUCUAUAAUCAGUUAAUGAAUGAAGCUCCUCUGUACUCGGCAUACGCAAAGAUUCCGGCUUCUCAGGGGACGUAUCCAGCUGCUCCUCCUGCUGUAGCUAUGCAGGGUUAUCCAGGCCAACCUUCAGGGGCCUACAUGCCUGGUGGUGUCCCACAAGGCUACAGUCUGGGCUCAGACCAAGCUGCCCCCCUCUGCUCGCUGCCCCCCACAGUGAACUCUACAGCCCCCAGUCAACCAGCUCAGCCUCCCUACAUCAGUGGUUUGGCUGCACCAUAUAUGACCCAAGCUCCUAGCACUUAUCCACCACAGAUGGCUAUGGACAUGUCAGCCUAUCAGAACGCUAAUCCCGGUAUGCCUCCACCCUCUUAUCCAGUGGCACCUCCUGCCCAUCCAUCACCCCAGCAGCACCAGCAGACAGCUUAUUACCAGCAGCCCCUCCUAUAAAGCUGUGCAUAUCACUGUCAAUGAUGUCAAACUCUGAAAUCACCUGAUGUUAAGGAUGUACUGAUGUAGACAUCUGGCUCAGCAGCAACUCACUACUUAACCAUUUGAAAAAUGCAAUUAACAGGCUUUUGAAGUGUGCCGUCCACAAUUUCCCAUUUUUGAAGAUGUUUUAUUUAAAUGUACACUUUUUCUCCAUUUCUAUUAGUAAGAAUACACGCCAGCAUUCACCAGCAUGCUAGAUGUAUAACUGAAGAUGGCAUACUGAAGAUGGCAUACAUUCUCGGCCUGAGAUAGGAACAUUAUUUAUGGGGGAAAAGUUAAAGGAUUCUUUAAAAUUAGCCAUCUAUUUUUUUUUUUCGUUAAAAAUGGAGUCAUAAAGACACCAAAAGUAUUGGAAAGGUUCGUCAACUAAAUAAAUGAGUGCCAUGACAUUCAGCAGUUAAUAUCCAUGUUUACAUUACAUUUAAAACCACAUUUAAAGCAGAUAGGGACCAUCAAAAUAGUCUGCUGAAAUCAGAUUUGAUAAAGAUUGGAUUUGAACUGAAAGUGGGCACAAAUGCAAUCCCUUUAUGCUUUGUUUCUUUGUAGUAAUACUACUUUACAGUGAGAGUAAUAAUAAUAGCCUUUUCACUUUAGUUAGAAUUCUCUAAUUAAACCUCUGUAAAAUUAAAAUAAAAUCAUAAAUCAUGGUGAUGCUUUAAAAUGAAAUUAUGAAUGAUGCCUUAUAUGGCCUUGGUGAAAUGAUUCUUUUUUUUGUGUUAGAUACAUAGAUGUAAAAUAUAUUUUGGAGGACAACUGUAAUGCUUUGACCAAAUAAUCAUCAUUAUGUAAGAGUUAUGGAGCACUCUGGUGUUUCAUCAGUUUUCUUUAUUGCAAGAUUAAUCUCAGACUGAACUAAGUCUAAGAUUUUCAAAAUGAAAUUAGUUUAUUUCAAUUUAUCAUGUCAAAGAGAACUCGGCAAAACCAGUGUCCAGUUUGUAGUACGAUAUAGACAGGAGAAACAUGUUCACUUUAUUUUCUUAACCUACCGCAAAUGUUGUAUUGUAUAGUCAUUGUAAAAUAUUCAUCUUUUCUUUAUUGCACCUAUCUGUAUGAUAAUAUAGAUCACCUAUAUUAUCUGUACGAUAAUCAUUUACCAACAGAUGCCUUGUUCCGUCAGACGAUGGAAGUCAAAUAAGAGCAUGCAAUUUUUGGAAUUAUUUUCAGAUGCUGCUGUAUAACUGUAAAAAUCCUGUAUGUUUUAUGAGAUUUAAAUAUUUAGGUAAAUGUUCAUGUAUAAGCCUGUAUACUUCUGACAGACCCAAUGUUUUAUAACAUAACAGUCCCUUUGUGUCCUCAUUUUAAGAUUACUUUUGUAACACAGUAAAUUGUAAUAUCUUUCUCAAUAAA